Necator americanus (New World hookworm) is the source of this 1134-nucleotide messenger RNA. RefSeq lists its product as uncharacterized. The transcript has a single exon. Bases 1 to 1134 code for a protein of 377 amino acids. The record is from RefSeq and is a predicted model, not a curated record. Lineage: Eukaryota; Metazoa; Nematoda; Chromadorea; Rhabditida; Ancylostomatidae.
AUGCCGCUCUGUCUCACCUUCAUCGACUUAAAGAAGGCCUUCGACUCAGUUGAGACGGAAGCGGUCGUGGAAGCCUUGGACAACCAAGGCGUCCCUACUCAGUACAUAAAGGUACUUCGAGAGUUGUACAGUAACUUCACGACCGGAAUUUCGCCAUUUUACAAGAACGUCAUCAUUGACGUGAAGAGGAGGGUCCGACAGGGUGAUACAAUCUCACCCAAAAUAUUCACAGCCACCCUCGAGAACGCAAUGCGAAAGUUGGAAUGGGACGACAUGGGAGUGAAGGUUGAUGGUGGGCAGCUACACCAUUUGCGCUUUGCUGAUGACAUCGUACUGGUAACACCUAGCAUCAGCCAAGCGGAACGAAUGCUGACCGAAUUCGACGAAACAUGUGGAUGCAUCGGUCUUCAGCUGAAUCUACAAAAGACGAUGUUCAUGCGGAACGGAUGGGUCUCGGAUGCCCCAUUCACGCUCAACGGAACGAACAUAUCCGAAUGCACCAGCUACGUUUAUCUGGGUCGGGAACUGAACAUGAUGAACGACCUGACCCCCGAGCUGGGCAGGAGGAGACGAGCGGCUUGGGGAGCGUACAAGAGCAUCGAGGAUGUAGUGAAGAAGACCAGGAACAUCCGGCUCCGUGCUCACCUCUUCAACACCACCGUAUUUCCUGCUUUGACCUAUGCUUCGGAAACCUGGGCAUUUCGCAAGCAGGAAGAAAACGUGAGCGUCAUUGAACGCGCAAUUGAGAGAGUGAUGCUAGGAGUAUCCCGUUUCACGCAAAUGAGGGACGGGAUUCGAAGUUCUCUCCUACGUCAGCGAUCGAAUAUUAGAGACGCCUCCGCGUUUGCCAAGGAAAGUAAAAUAAGGUGGGCCGGACACGUGAUGCGCUUUGAUGACAACCGUUGGACCAGAGCCGUGAGCGACUGGGUUCCCCGCGAUAUUAAGCGCACCAUAGGAAAACCGCCGACCCGAUGGUCAGAUUUCUUCACGAAGUCCUUGAAAGAAAAAUAUGAUGCUCUUCGUGUCCCGCGCGAAAGGAGGAACCACUGGGCUACUCUGGCACGCGAUCGGAACAAAUGGAAGAAUUACUGGCGCCCGCUCGACCAGUUCGAAGAUCAACGGGAGUCAAGGUGA